Molecule: messenger RNA, 1242 nt
Organism: Ochotona curzoniae (black-lipped pika)
Lineage: Eukaryota; Metazoa; Chordata; Mammalia; Lagomorpha; Ochotonidae
Gene: FAM110C
Product: family with sequence similarity 110 member C
Exons: 1
Coding region: 1-1242 (413 amino acids)
Biological process (GO): positive regulation of cell migration; regulation of cell projection assembly
Cellular component (GO): cell cortex
Molecular function (GO): alpha-tubulin binding
Source: RefSeq, a predicted model, not a curated record
AUGCGUGCCACGCCGGCCUCGGACGCGCCCGCGGCCGAGCGGCUUCAACCCGGGGACCCCGGCACCCCGCGGCAGGUGCGCAGGAGCGCCGUGGAGAGGCUGGCGGCCGACCGCGCCAAGUACGUGCGCGGGCUCCCGGCUGCCCAGGGCGGCGGCGCGAGCGCGGCGGCCGCCCAAGAGAGCGCCCCGGACGCCCCGGCCCGCGCGCAGGCCCCGGUGGUGCGCAGGGUGAUCGCGCGGAGGCCUCUGCGGCCGGACUCGCUAGUCAUCUACCGGCAGAAGUGUGAGUUCGUACGGACGCCGGGCACCGACGGCUCCAAGGGGAGCCUUGGGAAGAAGCUUUUGCCCGUGCAGGGCAAGGACAGGGUUCCGGCGCCCUCGGACACGCAGGGUGUGGGCGAGGAGAGCGGCUACCGGGGCCGGGACGUAGGGACGGCGCCCAUGCGCCAGGGUCUUGCCGAGAGUCUCGCACCUUCAGCCUCCAGCGCGCCCCCCGCGGCGCACCCAGCCCCUAGCGCGCCCUCCGCGGCGCCCCGAACCUCCAGCGCGCCCUCCGCGGCGCCCCUAGCCUCCAGCGCGCCCCCCGCGGCGCACCCAGCCCCUAGCGCGCCCUCCGCGGCGCCCCGAACCUCCAGCGCGCCCCCCGCGGCGCACCCAGCCCCUAGCGCGCCCUCCGCGGCGCCCCGAACCUCCAGCGCGCCCCCCGCGGCGCCCCUAGCCUCCAGCGCGCCCCCCGCGGCGCCCCCAGCCUCCAGCGUGCCCUCCGCGGCGCCCCGAACCUCCAGCGCGCCCUCCGCGGCGCCCCGAACCUCCAGCGCGGCGUCCCAGAGCGUCGCGCCUGUGCCUCCUGGCCUGGAGCUGCGGGUGGCUCGGCGCCGGGGGCUGCAGCGCUCGCAGUCCGACCUGAGCUCGCUUUCCUCCACGGCCAAGGCCGAGUGCGAUGCGUUUUUCCAAUACUGUGGGCUGGACCCCGACGUCGUGGAGGCGCUCGGCCGGGAGAACUUCUCGGCCAGCUCGGACUGCGUGGCUCUCAAAGUCCGCAGUGUAAGCGUGGCCACCUCCGACAGUGGCUUCUCCCGGCGUAGCGACGACGACGGCGAGGACGGGCUGUCGGGAGCACUCAAGGAGCAGGGUCCAAGUGCCACAUCGGUCAUUGAGAGGAACGCGCGCAUCAUCAAGUGGCUGUACACCUGCCGGAAGGCCCGGGAGGGCCCCGGCCAGCGGCUGCAGGGGCCUGCGUGA